Messenger RNA from Enterobius vermicularis (human pinworm), 435 nucleotides. Lineage: Eukaryota; Metazoa; Nematoda; Chromadorea; Rhabditida; Oxyuridae. The record is from the annotation of a GenBank genome assembly.
AUGACAGACGUAAUGCUUAUUACAAAGGAGAGGUGUGUUUCAGAUAAAACAACUGGCAUUCAAACGAAGGUAACUUCAAAGACACCAAUUCUGACAGUGGCUGGUAAGAACCACGUUAGCGUAAAUGGAAUUUCGUCUAGUAAAUUUACGACUGUGGAGUCGACUAGGGAUCAAGGCCUGGGAAAGGCGGAGAAAAAAAAAGAAUCAAAGGAUCAAGUGCGCGCCAGCUCCGGUUUGGGAAAGAAAACUACACCUUCUUUGUCCACCUCAUCCGCCGUUGGAAAAAAGUCAGAAGAUCCAAACCGGAGUCUUGUUGUUACGUCUAAAGAAGAUGAGAAUGACAUAAAUGAAGGAAACGAGGAAAAUACUAAUAGUUUUCGAGAGUCAGGGAAAAAUGGAGUAGGAGUGGUAAGAAAUCAGGUGAAAGCACUUUAA